AUGGUAGCUCCGGCUCUCCAGAACUGGAAAGCAACUCUGGAUGACCAAACCCGUAAGCUUCUUUCAUCAUGGGUCGGGUCUAACCCAUGCAACAACUGGGUCGGCAUUGGCUGCAACAACACAACUCAUGUCAUAAUUAGCAUCAAUCUUGAUCGUUUUCACUUACGAGGUACACUCGAUUAUCUUAACUUCUCAUCUCUCACAACUCUCCAAAGUUUGAAUCUUUCCACAAAUCAACUCACUGGAUCAAUCCCGUUACAACUCAGUGAGUUAAGCUCCCUCGAGAGUCUCGAUCUCUCAUCUAACGGUUUCAACGGUCGUAUCCCAUCUUCCUUAGGGAACUUAACCCUAUUGUACUACCUUAACCUUCACGAAAACUCACUCUCUGGCCCAAUCCCGUUUCAACUAGGAGGCCCAAAAGACCUUCUAGACCUUCGGCUUUCAGUUAACCAUCUCACCGGUUCAAUUCCGAGUUCUUUUGAAAACUUCACUCGACUCGAACGUCUUCACCUUCAUAGCAACCAGUUAACAGGUUCCAUUCUUCCCAAAUUGGGAAACCCAGAAACACUUAUCGAUCUCCGUCUUUACUACAACCAUCUAACAGGCUCAAUCCCGAGUUCUUUAGGAAACUACACAAGGCUUGUAUCGUUGUAUUUACAUCAAAAUCAACUAUCGGGUUCGAUUCCUCCGGCUUUAGGACAACUUAAAUCGCUUCUUGAUUUGGCAUUAUCGCUUAACAAUCUUACGGGUUCGUUUCCCGAAGAACUAAACAACGUAACGGAAAAACUGGAGACAUUAUCGCUCGGAAGCAACAAGCUAUCAGGACGUUUACCAAACCGUAUAUGCGAUCGUGGGUCGCUCCAGAUAUUCACGGCAAACAGCAACUCAUUCUCGGGUCGGAUCCCGAGUUCGAUCAGAAACUGUAGUAGAUUGUUACGACUCAGGCUCGAUGGGAACUGGAUUACAGGAAACAUAUCGGAUGUUUUUGGUGUGUAUAAUGACUUGGAGUAUGUUGAUAUGAGUUAUAAUAAUCUUUAUGGAGGGGUAUCUACAAACUGGGCGAAGUGUCGUAGCCUAAUGGCUCUCAAGAUGUCUAAUAAUAAUCUUUCUGGAGUAAUACCCGACAAUCUUGGAGACUCUCGGUUGCAAGAAGUUGAUCUUUCAGCGAAUAAGUUAACUGGGGAAAUCCCGCCAAGUUUAGGAAGAUUAAGUUCGUUGCUCGAUCUUUUUCUAGAUGAUAAUCGUCUUUCUGGAAGCAUCCCUCGUGAAUUCGGGAAACUUAUGAAUCUUGGAAGAUUGAAUUUGGCAAAAAAUGCUCUCAAUGGUGGAAUUCCAAGUGAAAUCGGUGGCUGUAUAAGGAUGCGGAUUUUGAAUUUGAGUGGGAACGAUUUACAGGACACGAUUCCAGUUGAACUCAUGAGGUUGGCUGAGCUUCAAGUUCUUGAUGUAGGUGACAAUAGGCUCACCGGAGGACUUCCACGAGAGAUUGGAGGUUUGAAAAUGUUGGAAAUUUUGAACAUCUCACAUAACAAUCUCACUGGUUCAAUCCCAUCCACUUUUGUUGACCUUUUGAGUUUGAUCACUGUCGAUAUAUCAUACAAUCAGUUUGAAGGUCAGGUUCCUGAUAUCCAUGUCUUUCAAGAAGCACCAUUCGAAGCAAUCGAAAACAACAAAGGUUUAUGUGGUAAUAUCACUGGUUUAAACAAUUGCCUUACGAAACAAAGAACUCGCAAAAACAUCCGAUCUCUUCUGAUUCUGAUUAUACUUCCAACCGUGUGCUUCCUUUUUCUCUUGAUAGCCGGAAUCUUGUUUUUCCGGCGAUCAAAAGAGAAGAAAAACGAGCCACGGGAGUCUAUAAACCAAUCUCCUUUCGCCAUCUGGAGCUACGAUGGGAAAAUGGUAUAUGAAACUAUCAUUGAAGCGGUUGAAAACUUCGAUUCCAACUAUAUAAUUGGGAUCGGGGGUUGUGGAACAGUCUAUCGAGCCGAAUUACCAACCGGUGAAAUAGUCGCUGUGAAAAAGUUUAACACACAAGAAGACAACGAGUUGCGGGAUGUUAAAGGUUUUGAGAAUGAGAUCCAUGCAUUGACCGAAACACGACAUGUUAACAUCGUGAAGCUUUAUGGCUUUUGUUCGCAUCCACGACACAUGUUUUUGGUGUAUGAGUUCAUAGAUGGUGGAAGUUUAAGAACGAUACUAAAUGAUGCCGAAAAGGCCAAAGAAUUUGAUUGGUGCAAGAGGUUGAAUGCAAUCAAAGGUGUUGCGGAUGCGUUGUCGUAUAUGCAUCAUGAUUGUUUGGAACCGAUAAUUCAUAGAGAUUUAUCAAGUGGUAAUAUUUUGUUUGAUUCGGAGUAUAUUGCUCACUUAUCGGAUUUUGGCACGGCUAAGUUUUUGAAGGCUGGUUCGUCGAACUGGACUUCUUUCGCAGGAACUUACGGUUAUAGUGCUCCAGAACUAGCGUAUUCAAUGGCGGUGAACGAGAAGUGUGAUGUCUAUAGCUUUGGGGUUCUGACACUAGAGGUGAUAAUGGGAAAGCAUCCAGGAGAUUUGACAAUGUCAAGGCUAAGUGUUGAAGAGUUAUCAAGACAUGUUGUUCUUGACCAACGACUUGUGCCACCUACAGGUCAAGUUGUUGAAAUUGUGAACGACGUUGUAGAGCUUGCUUUUGCAUGUUUAAACACCAACCCUCGCUCUCGUCCAUCCAUGCUACAAGUUUCUAUAAAACUGUCAACAAUUAUAACUUUUAUAUCUAGAUGA
This is a messenger RNA of Lactuca virosa, 2757 nucleotides long. Lineage: Eukaryota; Viridiplantae; Streptophyta; Magnoliopsida; Asterales; Asteraceae. The record is from the annotation of a GenBank genome assembly.